Neltuma alba is the source of this 2818-nucleotide messenger RNA. RefSeq lists its product as uncharacterized. Lineage: Eukaryota; Viridiplantae; Streptophyta; Magnoliopsida; Fabales; Fabaceae. The coding region runs from base 218 to 2059 and encodes 613 amino acids. The record is from RefSeq and is a predicted model, not a curated record. The transcript is spliced from 9 exons.
GGUUGUUGCGCUGCGCCGCUGCGAGGAGGAGGCAUGUUCCAGAAUUACCCUGAUUGGCUGUCCAAACUCUGAGACGAGGCAAAAGCAAAAUCACAAAAGCAGACAGCAAGGGGAACUCAAAUUUCUCCCUCUCUACCUCUCGUGCUGGCUAGCUUGCAGCCUUCAGCACACAAACAAGCACGAUCCUUCUUCCAUCCUAAAGCGAGAUCUUUUCUUGAUGGCUUGCCCUCUAAAUUCCAUCCGCUAUAAUGGCUCCCUUUGCGCCUGCCCACCUGGCUACCUCCUUAUUCGCCCCUCCAACAACUGCACCCUCUUCACCGCUAACUCCUCCAUUGCUACUGAAUCCGGAGUCGACUACUAUGCUCUCAGCUUUCCGGAGACCAUCUUUGCCUUUGAUUCCAUCAAGAAGUUUACGCAGUCCCAGGCUGUGUUCUUGGAGGCCACCCUCGUCAUGCUUCUGUCUUGGCUUCUCCUCUGUUUUUUCUUGAGGUUUACGAGCCUUGGAGAUGGCUCUACUGUAUGGUUUAACAUCAGAUGGUGGAUUAGUCGUUUGGAUGUUUGUUUUGCCACAAGGCAUUGGCUGGAUGAUCAGAAGGUAGUUAAAAAGCGCAAAACAGAACUUGGCGGAACCUUCUCCAUAGCAAGUUGGAUACUGUUUAUUGGUUUAUUUGCUGCGUUGCUGUACCAGAUCAUAUCAAAAAGAACAAUUGAGGUGCAUAAUGUGAGAGCUACAAGCAGACCGGAAUUAAAUUCAUUUAUGAAUGACAUGGAGUUCAACAUCACCACUAUUUCUAGCAUGAGCUGUUCAAAUCUACGUGAUCUGGGUAGCUUAGUUACCGGAAAUCCUGGAUUUAUUGAUCAAAGAGUUGCUUCUCUAUCGACUUUGGCAAACUACUCCUGCCACAACUCAAGCAAGGGCCCAACCAUAACACUUAAAUGUAAAAACUGCAAGCUGGCUCAUGAUAACAUGUACAUUUCUUGGCAUUUUGCUGAUCUUCCCAAUAAUCCUGCCACCGCUGUUGGGUUUGAGUUCAAUCUCUCUGCAAUGGAUGAUUUAAACAAGUACGUGAGUUUUGUUAGUGGAACCCUAAAAAAUGGAAGUGCUUUUGACGAUAGACCAGUUACAUUCAGAGGGAGGGAAUCAAAUAUUUUAAAAUUUAAUUUGUUCCCUCGAAUAUACCAUAGUUUACAUGAUUUGAAGCUAAUCCAACCUCUGUUUCAUGAGUUCCUGCCUGGCUCGAUUUAUCGUGAUACAAAUCAACUGCAGGCAUCCCUCGAAAGUUCUGUUGAUGGACUAUUAAAUACUACAUUGUACAUCAAUUUUCUAUCUUCUUAUAUUGUGGAAAUCAACAAGGAGAAUAUCAUGGGUCCGGUGAGCUUUCUUGCAGAUCUUGGUGGCCUGUAUUGCAUUAGCAUAGGCAUUUUUUUCUACCUGUUGAUACAAUGUGAGUACAGGAUAAAGAAACUCCGAAAUGAGGAUAGUGUUUUGCGGAGAAUUAGAAAUCAGCACAAAGCUCGAGAGCAUUGGAACAAAUUGAGAAAAUAUGUAAUGUACACAUACGGCUAUAACACUGGAGAUGACAUAUACAAGAACUCUAAAAUGGAAUCAAGUUGCAGUGGGCUUAUGUUGCAAUCAAUUCGUGGAAGUGGGUCAUCAUGUAAGCGAAGGCAACAAAGCAGAACAGAUUCAAUUAGUUUUUACAGGAAACCCAGUGGAACUGCAACCAAGUCAUUGAGCUGCAAACCACUUGAAUCCACAAAUGACCAGAAACAGCAUUCAGAAAAUGUAUCAAAGCAGCAGAGUGUUGGUUCAAGUAAAGAAAUGGCGCGGUCUCAACCUCAAGAAUCUUCUUUCAUUGAUAACUUCAUUCCACCACCACCUUCACUAGAAUUUAAGAGUGAUUCUGAAAUGGACAUGUCUGAUGUCAAGAGGAAUCUAAAACGUUUACAUGAGUAUAAUGUAAUGCUAAGGGAAAACUUGGUGGCUAGGCAGUCUCUGCUUCAUUCUCCAUCAUCUAGGCAUUCAUCUCAAGUAAACAGUAAUCAAGGUGAAGUUUAACCAGGUUUUUCUCUGGGGAGUGACGAAGAUGAACUGAGAGCAGGCAUUGGUAAAGAGAAUCAUCAUCGAUGCAUGGAUUUAAUUCUGAUAUGGGAGUUGGUCCUUGAUCGAAACAGUAGUUGGAAGUAAUGAUCAGAAAAUAUUCUGUAUGAACCUCUGAAACAUGUAGCAAUGUAGCAUUCCAGGCUAGAUUCUGCUGCAUUCAAAGCUGCUGGAUGGAUAAAGCAUGGUGAUCAAAGUUUUCAUGAUUUUGUCUGGUAUUCUUUCAUGUUCUUCUCAGAUUGAUCUUUUCUAUGGUCGUGGAUGUACUGUUUGUCAUGAAACCAUAUAGCUGAUGUUGGCAUGGUGUCUGGUAUUCUCAAAUAUUGGUGGAGCUAUUUGCAUGUCUAUCUUGCAAAUUAAUUAGUUAGCCAGCCAUCAAAAGAUCCAUUGGUGCAUGCUAGACCAUAUCAAUUAGGUUGGAAGAAGCAGGUUUGGUGCUGUUGGCGAUAUAAUUGUAUUGAUCCUGGAGCGUAAAAAAGUUUAGGCACAGAUCUCUAUUUAGGUCUCCAUGUGCAUUUUCCUUUCGGGUAGAUAAAUGUGUAUCUUGUUUGUAUUUGCAUGUUUCAAAAGUAAUUAUCAAACACGCCUCAUCUAAAACUAGGCGGCCAUCAUGCAGUAUUUGAAAAUUUAGUCAUAUUGUUCAUAACUUGUAAAUAGUAUUGCUUAUUAUAAAUUUAUAAUGUCUUGUUGUGAUAUUGUCACAUUCCAAUCUGAUUC